CGACAACGACCACAGUUGCUCCAACAACAACCACAAUUGCUCCAACAUCAACCACAGCUUCACCAACAACUACCACCACUGCCCCAACAACAACUACAACUGCCCCAACAACUACCACAGCUGCUCUUACAACAACCACCACUGCUCCAACAACAACAACAACUGCCGCUACAACCACAGUUGGUCCAACAACAACCACAACGGCUCCAACAACAACCACAACUGCUCCAACGACAACCACGGCUCCAACAACAACUACAACUGCUCCAACAACAACCACAACUACCCAAACAGCAACCACAACUGCCCCAACAACUACCACAGCUGCUCCUACAACAACUACCACUGCCCCAACAACAACCACAACUGCCCCAACAACAACUACAGCUGCUCCAACAACAACCACAGCUGCCCAAACAACAACCACAGCUUCAUCAACAACAACCACAGCUUCACCAACAACUACCACCACUGCCCUAACAAUAACUACAACUGCCGAAACAACUGCCACAGCUGCUCCUACAACAACCACCACUGCUCCAACAACAACAACAACUGCCACUACAACAACCACAGUUGCUCCAACAACAACCACAACGGCUCCAACAACAACCACAGCUUCACCAACAACAACCACAACUGCAGCGACAACAACAACAGCUGCUCCAACAACAACCACAACUGCUCCAACGACAACCACAGCUGCUCCAACAACAACCACAGCUGCCACUACAACAACCACAGUUGCUCCAACAACAACCACAACGGCUCCAACAACAACCACAGCUUCACCAACAACAACCACAACUACAGCGACAACAACAACAGCUGCUCCAACAACAACCACAACUGCUCCAAUGACAACCACAGCUGCCCAAACAACUACCACAACUGCCCCAACAACAACCACUGCUGCAGCGACAACAACCACCACUGCCCCAACAACAACUACAACUGCUCCAACAACAACCACAACUGCUCCAACGACAACCACAGCUGCUCCAACAACAACCACAGCUGC
Molecule: messenger RNA, 1021 nt
Organism: Oreochromis niloticus (Nile tilapia)
Lineage: Eukaryota; Metazoa; Chordata; Actinopteri; Cichliformes; Cichlidae
Product: GATA zinc finger domain-containing protein 14-like
Exons: 2
Source: RefSeq, a predicted model, not a curated record